Molecule: messenger RNA, 1698 nt
Organism: Funneliformis mosseae
Lineage: Eukaryota; Fungi; Glomeromycota; Glomeromycetes; Glomerales; Glomeraceae
Source: the annotation of a GenBank genome assembly
AUGGAUGAACCGAAAACAAGAAAAGCAACUGUAGAUACGGUAUUGAAAGGUCCGAUUAACUCGAGUCCCUUUGGCCCGUUUGCAAACCUUACAAAUUUGGCCCAUAGACAUGGCGAAAGUCCAGCGAGGAAUGCAAACAAGGGUUUAGAAACACCAGUAACAACUCGUCCUCAAGAGUUAAAUAUGUCCUUUUCGUGUGUGAAUAAUCAUAUUGAUAAUGCAGCAGCUCGAUAUGGCUUAUCAACCCCAGCAGUCACUGAUAGGUUGCAGAAUAAUGGUUCAACUGUGAGAAGAAGAAGAAGAACGAUAACUACUGCGCGUAACCUUGGCCCACCACAACGGGUAAAAAAGAUACAAACAGAGCCAGUUCCGGAAGAAGAGGAACCGAAAGAACCUUCCGAUCAACCUAGCCGUCGCAAGAUUUCAGACAGUAAAGAGCAUGAUGCUUUAUUAUCAAAGGAAGAUAACCAUAUUAAACCAUAUACAUAUCUCAAACCUACAAGAUCAAUUAAUGAUGAAAAAUCAAAUUUACAACAUUCGUUGAAAGUAGGUCAUCAAGAAGCUAAAUUACAAAGUGACUUAUAUAUGAAGGGUCAUUCGCCAGAAACUUCCAAGGCUGAGCCUAUUAUACAAAAUGUAAAUGCGCACAAAGACAUCAUGAUGCUCAAUGGAAAACCAUAUAAACGUUACGCGGUACUUGGUCGCGGAGGUAGUAGCAAAGUUUAUAAGGUGACUGAUUCAAACGGUCAAGUUUACGCCAUGAAAAAAGUCACUUUAGACAGAGUUGAUGAUAAUAUAAUAUCUGGAUACAUUAACGAAGUAUCUUUAUUAAAACGUUUAUCCGGAAGAGACGGUAUAAUAAAAUUGUAUGAUGCGGAAGUAAACGAAGAACGGGGAUAUUUAUUAAUGUUGUUGGAAUGUGGGGAACAAGAUUUAGCUCACUAUUUAUAUUCUCAAAAUGGAGAACCAAUAAAUUUAGAUGAUAUCCGAUUUUAUUGGGAACAGAUGUUAAAGGCCGUGUACGCGAUACAACUAGAAAACAUCGUGCACACAGAUUUAAAACCUGCCAACUUCAUAAUAAUAAACGGGACGUUAAAACUUAUCGAUUUUGGUAUUGCGAAAGCAAUACCAAACGGCACGACCAAUAUUCAUCGAGAACAUCAUGUAGGCACGAUUAAUUAUAUGUCGCCGGAAGCCCUCAACGACACGAGUGACUUAGAAACGGGCAAAAAUGGGAAAAAAUGCCUGAAACAAGGCCGACCAAGUGAUGUUUGGUCACUUGGAUGUAUUCUUUAUCAGAUGGUUUAUGGUCACACACCGUUCUCUCAUUUGAAUAUGACCAAAAAAUACCAGGCCAUACUUGAUGAAAAUUAUAUAAUUUCAUUUUCAACCACUACAAAUAACCAAAAUGAUAAGGCGAUUGAUGAAAAUUUGAUUCGUAUAAUGAAAGGAUGCCUCGAGAGAAACCCGAAAGCACGUUUUACUGUUCCGCAAUUAUUAACAGAUCCCUUUCUCAAACAUUCGCAAGAGCCUAUGGUAUUGCCGAUACUUGAUAAUUUGUUACAUGAAGCAUUAAAAUACGCCGAUAACAAUCUCAUAAAACAUAACGAGCACGAAAAAAUAACAAGUAUUGCAAAGGCGAUAUUUACACAAAUAAAAAAGAGAGAGCCGAUAAAUUGUGAUAGAUGGAACCUUUGA